CGGGCGCGGCAGGUGGAGCGGGAGCCCGGGCGGCACCGCGUCGCCAUUACACAAUAGCGCGGGCGGCGCGGGCGGGCGGCGGGCGGCGCAGGAGGCGGGACGCGGGGCCCCGGAGCUGUCGAUCGGGGACAAAGCGCGGCCGCCCGGCGCCCCCCGAGCCGCCCGAGCCGGGGCGCAGCCCGCGCCCCCCGCGACUGACAUGAUGUUUCCGCAAAGCCGGCACUCGGGCUCCUCCCACCUCCCCCAGCAGCUCAAGUUCACCACCUCCGACUCCUGUGACCGCAUCAAAGAUGAGUUCCAGCUGCUACAGGCGCAGUAUCACAGCCUGAAGCUGGAGUGUGACAAGCUGGCCAGCGAGAAGUCAGAGAUGCAAAGGCAUUACGUCAUGUACUAUGAGAUGUCUUACGGAUUGAACAUCGAGAUGCACAAACAGGCUGAAAUUGUGAAGAGGCUGAAUGGGAUCUGUGCCCAGGUUCUGCCCUAUUUGUCACAGGAGCAUCAGCAGCAGGUCCUGGGAGCCAUCGAGAGAGCCAAGCAGGUCACAGCUCCUGAGCUGAACUCCAUCAUCCGACAGCUCCAGGCUCACCAGCUGUCCCAGCUGCAGGCGCUGGCCCUGCCCCUGACACCGCUGCCCGUCGGGCUCCAGCCGCCAUCCCUCCCUGCGGUCAGCGCAGGCACAGGCCUGCUGUCACUCUCUGCUCUGGGCUCUCAGACCCACCUCUCCAAGGAGGACAAGAACGGACACGAUGGAGACACCCACCAGGAGGAUGACGGAGAGAAGUCGGAUUAGCUCUUGGGGAGUGGGGAGGGGAGAACACCAGGGGAGACAGGCACUGAGUGUGCAGUGUUCUGAGGGCUACACAGCACACAGCUCGGUCACUACCCAAGCUUCCACCUCCAGUCCUGGUUCUGGCUGUGCACCCUGGGCCUAGGGGACGCCAGAGGGACACCCCAAGGCUACAGGGUUCUCCCCCACCUUCAACAUUUCCCUGGGCCACAGCCACCAAUCUCGGCCCAGAAUGUACACAAUGCUAGCUGCCCGUUUCCACCCUGUGCCCCCUGAAUCUGCCCCUGUCCCCUUCUCUGCUUCCUGCACUGCACACCUGCUAGUCCCAGACCCCUCCCCCCAGCUCACCCAGCUCCGGUUCCCUCAAACACAAAAGAAGGGGACAGAGAGAAAGCAUUGGCUCGGGACUACAGUGGGGGUGGGCACCCCACAAACUUCCCUCUCCCCUUCCCCAAAUAAACGUGAGGGUUAAAAGUUGGUUUGUUUAUGAUUUCUUUUUCGUCCCAGUAUUCUAUGGCUAUCAUCUAAGAGAGGAAAAGAAGGAUGACCCAGGAGUGUCUGUGCAUAGAGUUAGCUUUGCUGGUCGCCUUGGCUCUGCCGAGAGGUGGAGAGCCGCUGUACUGAGGAUGGGGUCUAGCUGUGCCUUCAAAAUAAAAACAUGAAAAGGUUG
Molecule: messenger RNA, 1457 nt
Organism: Mastomys coucha (southern multimammate mouse)
Lineage: Eukaryota; Metazoa; Chordata; Mammalia; Rodentia; Muridae
Gene: Tle5
Product: TLE family member 5, transcriptional modulator
Exons: 7
Coding region: 200-790 (196 amino acids)
Biological process (GO): regulation of DNA-templated transcription; negative regulation of canonical Wnt signaling pathway
Cellular component (GO): nucleus; transcription regulator complex
Molecular function (GO): transcription corepressor activity; protein binding
Source: RefSeq, a predicted model, not a curated record